Psylliodes chrysocephalus is the source of this 6198-nucleotide messenger RNA. Lineage: Eukaryota; Metazoa; Arthropoda; Insecta; Coleoptera; Chrysomelidae. The record is from the annotation of a GenBank genome assembly.
AAAAAGUACUGUGAACUCCUGUUUGUUAAAUUUAAAAUUUCUGUGAUAAUAUACUUUGCCAAAUAACUAGUGUGUAGACGAUGGUUUUGAUUACGUGUAGAAUCCUAAUAACUUUUUGUGUUUUGAAUAUUGUUACAGUGUUAAAUUCAGUGAUUGUGGAAAAAGAAAAUUGGCGAGCGCCUCCGCCACAUUUCAAAUAUACCGUGGACGAAUUGUUGAGUAGGAUUUUCCCGAAAAAGGUGUCGAAUGAUAUUUAUUUGGAUCCUUGUAAAGCAGAUAGUUUUCUGGGAGACAUAGCUUUAGCAUUACACGAUCAAUCAUCGAAAGCCCUGCCAAAAUUUUCAAAUUUUCAACAAGAAAUAGAAAAAUACAAACAGGACAUCCUCGAUGGAUUGCAAAUAGAAGAGGAAGGAUUGACGGACUAUUUGAGGAAGAAAACAAAACAAACUGCUUCCAUAUCCCUUCCCAAGCACUACAAUGAUCCAUUUGACAGCGUUCCAGUAAAUUCGGGCCAGAAAAACGGACAAAUCAUCAAAACUUUUAUCGAAAACGAUGAUCUGAGAGUUGACGAAACAAAGACUGAUUAUAAUAAUAAAAAUGCACCAGAGAUAAAUCAAGAAGAACUUGAAUCAGGGAUUAAAUUGAGGAAGAAGAGGUAUUUAAGAAAACAUUUAGAUAGGCCGUUAAGAGGUACCAAUAGUCAUAGGUUUCCCAAUGAACCUCCUGUUCACGAAUUCGAACCAAAUUUUGAUCUCAAAAGAAAGAACACUGCCACGUUCGAGGGGCACCAUUUCAGAGUAACCAGAGCUGCCACUGCCAGAAAAGAGAGGAUUUGGGAUUAUGGAGUUAUUCCAUACGAAAUUGACGGCAAUUUCAGUGGCUUGCACAAAGCCUUGUUUAAGCAGGCCAUGAGGCAUUGGGAGAAUUUCACUUGCGUCAAGUUUGUGGAAAGAAACAGAGAUGAACACCAGAACUACAUAAUUUUUACUGAGAAGCCUUGCGGAUGCUGUUCUUUUGUAGGAAAAAGAGGCAAUGGAGGCCAGGCAAUUAGUAUAGGAAAAAACUGUGAUAAAUUUGGAAUCAUUGUACACGAACUUGGACACGUUGUAGGAUUCUGGCACGAACAUACUAGGCCUGACAGAGACAAGCAUGUAAAUAUUAUUCGAGAAAAUAUCAUGAGCGGUCAAGAGUACAAUUUCAAUAAACUAAGUGAGGACGAAGUCAAUUCCUUAGGAGUUCCCUACGAUUAUGACUCAAUCAUGCAUUACGCCCGUAACACUUUUUCGAAGGGAACCUAUUUGGAUACGAUUCAGCCCAUCGAUAUACCUGGCAGAAAGCGACCAGAAAUAGGACAAAGGAUAAGGCUUAGCGAAGGAGAUAUCGCCCAAACUAAUCUUCUUUACAAAUGUCCAAAAUGUGGUCGCACAUACCAAACAAAUUCAGCAACCUUUUCGCCACCGGUUUAUAUGGAAAGCGCGCCAAAAGAUGAAGUUCGCUGCGAAUGGCGUAUCACGGGCACUCACGGUGAAAAAAUAGUCCUCAACAUUACCAAUUUAGACAUUGCAAAAUCUCCAGACUGCAAAACUGAUUUUAUAGAAAUACGAGAUGGGUACUGGCACAAAUCCCCGAUAUUAGGUUUAUUCUGUGGGACAGGACAAUUCCCGUUGAUUAAAUCUACAGGAAGUAGAAUGUUGGUUUCAUAUGUAUCUAAGAAUCCUAAAGGACACAAGGGUUUCACUGCUAGUUAUGAAGCUAUAUGUGGUGGCGAUCUUCUUAUCGACUCAGAGGGCCAUUUAGAAUCCCCUAACUAUCCAGAAGACUACCAACCGAACAAAGAAUGCAUCUGGAAAAUUACAGUUCCCAAAAACCACCAAGUAGCACUUCGAUUUCAAUCAUUCGAUGUAGAAAACCACGAUAAUUGUGUGUACGAUUAUGUGGAAAUUAGAGAUGGUCUCACACCUGACAGUCCCAUCUUAAAGGUAUAUUGCGGACAUAAAAUUCCACAAGAUACGAUAUCAUCUUCCAAUCAAAUGUUGGUGAAGUUCGUAUCAGAUGGAUCUGUUCAAAAAACUGGAUUUUCCGCUAUUAUCAUGAAAGAGUAUGAUGAAUGUUCCAAAAUCGACCAUGGAUGUGCUCAACAAUGUGUCAAUACUUUGGGAAGCUAUAUUUGUACUUGUAAAAUUGGGUAUGAACUCCAUUCUGAUGGCAAAAAUUGUGAAGAUGCUUGUGGUGGUAUUUUCGAUGUGCCCAAUGGAACAAUAACAUCUCCGUCAUUCCCUGAUUUGUAUCCGUUGAACAAAAACUGCGUGUGGGAAAUUGUAGCUCAGCCCCAAUACCGAAUAACCAUCAAUUUUACGCAUUUUGAACUAGAAGGAAAUCUGAAUGCUCAGCAACAACAAUGUGAAUAUGAUAAAGUCGAGAUAUUCAGUAAGCUUAAGGAGGACAAACUAAAGAAGCAUGGUUCAUUCUGCGGGCCAAAAGCACCUAGUCCCAUUACGUCCGAGGGAAAUAUCAUGAGAAUAGUGUUUUCGUCUGAUACUAGCGUACAGAAAAGUGGAUUCGCUGCUGUGUUCUUUACAGAUAUGGAUGAAUGCGCCAUCAACCAUGGAGGUUGUGAACAUGAAUGUGUCAAUACCUUGGGUGCCUAUAUCUGUACCUGUCACAACGGAUAUACUUUAGCUGAAAAUGGUCGAGAUUGCAAAGAAGGAGGAUGUAAAUACGAGAUUUCAACACCCUACGGCACUCUCGGCAGUCCAAAUUAUCCUGAUUAUUAUCCUCCCAGAAAAGACUGCGUUUGGCAUUUUACAACGACUCCUGGACACAGAAUUAGAAUAGCAUUUCAACUAUUUGAGCUAGAACCUCAUCAAGAAUGUUCCUAUGAUCAUGUAGACUUCUACGACGGGCCAUCUCCUGAAUCACCGUCUUUAGGACGAUUCUGCGGGUCUAAACUUCCACAUUUAAUAGUGGCUUCUGGUAACCAGAUGUAUAUGACGUUUAGAUCAGAUGCCUCUGUUCAGAGGAAUGGUUUUUGGGCUACACAUUCGACAGUGUGCGGAGGAAUGUUGGAAGCUACAUUUGAAAAGCAGCACAUAUAUUCUCACGCUAAAUUUGGAAGUGCCGGCUAUGAAAAUCGGGCCGACUGUGAUUGGACAAUAGAAGCACGUGGGGGGUAUAACGUUAAAUUGUCAUUUUUGACAUUCGAUAUUGAAGAUGAGAAAGACUGUGGAUAUGAUUAUGUUGAGAUAUUUAGUGGUUUGGAUUCUAGUGGACCAUCUUAUGGAAAAUAUUGUGGAUCUAAGAAACCUUUUGACAUCACUUCCACACACGAAGCUCUUCUAGUUAGAUUUAAAACGGACGAUACCCUCGUGAAUAAGGGCUUCAGCCUCGUAUAUGAAGCAGUAGAAGGUUCGACAAGCGAAGAAGAAAUUUAAACAUUUGAAUCGUGCUGAGACAAUUUAAAAAAAAACAUUCGAUGGACGUUUCAUGUUUCGCGCUAAAGAAGUGAAUAAUAUGUUAAUAGAUUUACGAAACACCCAAAUAAGAUGGUUACAGAUCUAAGCAACAAAAUUAAUUAAUGUAUACUUUUAGACACGAAUGGCGAUGUCAUUAUGAUCUCACAAGUGUGUUUAUGCAUGUUAUGUUAUUUGAAGUAUUUAUUUAAUAUACUUUUUGUAAGUUAUACAAAAAUAUCCACCAAGCUAGGUAUAUUUUCAAUUUUUUUAUUUUAAUUGCUUUAAACAAAUUCGGAAAUUAGGUAUAGAAACUACUUAAUGCAGUAUCAUCAACAUGCAUGAUACUGAUUUGUAUCAUAGAUAAAUAAGUUUAACAGCAACUAGAGAAAAUCUAUUAUCUAUGAUUCAAAGAAGAUUUAAAGUUUAUUUAGAGAUAUAUCGUUGAAAAACGAUAUUUCUUCAAGUCCCGUUCUUCCGUUUUGAUUCAUAACUCUUUUUAAUAUUAGCACAAAUGUAUAUAGGUAAACUUCUGGCAUCCAACGCGAGUUAUUUUUGAAAAAGUAAUAUCCUAGAUUUUGUCCAAAACUAACAAACUGUUUAAAAGGUAGCUAAAAAAAUAAUUUGCAAUGUUGAAAAUAGAUUUUGUGAUCAAAAAUGCCCACUACAUUUGACAAAACUCUGUUAACUGUAUGCAGCUAAAUAUUGAUGAGGGUGUUUUGUCUUUGAUUGCGUUUGGUUAAUAUCUAGAAGGAAGUGUUAUUAUAAGUAAAGUUUUAUGUAAUCAAACUUACAGGGAAAUUAAAAAAAUGCUUCCUAUUUCUGACUAUCUUAAUUGGGUCCAGAACAUGGUUGCUGCCGAUCAUACCAAUUCGUUGCUAAUAUGUUAGAAUCUAUCGUAGAUGGUUUUAAAUUAUUUCGACCAAAUGGUACUGAUCUUACUUACAAUUAUACCUUAUAUUUGUUACGUGUGUGACAUAGUAUUUAAUUGGUGUGAUGAAUAAACGUUUUUUAGGUUCUGAGUUUCGUAUAAUGCUCAAAAUGUAGUGUUGUUUUUAAGAAUAAGAUAAUUUGUUAAUAAAAUAUUUUUUAAAUGAAAUAAAAUAGCCAACAUAGUGCCAUCCUAAAAGUAACAAUCGAAUAUGCGUUUACGUGAUAUUGAUAAUUUUAACAUUUUUAUUAUAAAUAUAAUUUACGUUUAUCACUUCGUUAUUAAUUCCUUAACAUCUCAUUAGGUUAUACACUGCAAUUUACAGAGUGUUUAUGCAAAUAUGUGUUAUUCACAAAAUAUUUUCAUAUUAAUAAACAAUUUAUUUGUUUUGCCAUUAAAUGUAGCCAUCUUGGUAUUUACCGAAUUGUAGUCUAUAAGUAUGACUAUCGAGAAUUGUUUAUCACCGUGCUAAAAACUUGUUAACGUCUCUCUAUUUAUUUAUAUACCAAAAUGAAUAGAUACAAACAUAAUGAAUAUUUCGCUCAAACAUUCUGCAUUACAAAUUUUGAAUUUUGCUAUUGUAAAUAUUACAUAUUAACAACAAAAUAUCCCUUAUUAUAUUUGGCAUUAUAAAUAAGAAUACUGUAGCCAGUUCGUCAGUUGAGUAUAAAAUGUUUGUCCCAGAAGAAAGAACAUCAUUAGUGAUUUUGUUUUAAGCGACUAAUGACAUUACAUUUUCUCUUAACCGACAAGUCACUAAAUGAUUUUAGAAUAUAGUGAUUUUUAUGUAUUAUUUAUUCAUUUUUUGUUAAGGAAAAUUAGUCUUUAAUACCUAUAUUAAACAAUGAUUUUUUACCACAGCCAAAAUUCUGUCAAACACUGUAAUAUUACCAAUAAAUAAAAAUGACCUAUGAGUAUUUACUGCCUUAAAUUCACCAACAAACAUAAUCAAAAUUAUCUAUCAAUAAUGGAGAUUGUUGCUCUUUCUUUGAGAACAACGUUAAGUCAGUCGUUGAAUAAACAACAAACCAUGUAUUCAUUUGCGUGUUUGCCGAACAUACCUAUAAGGUAAGGUUGGCUCAUGUAAAAAGUACCAUUAUUUGUUAAUAGUACUCAGAGAGAAACAAAAAUAUCGAUCUACCUGUAUUAGUAACUUUAUAUUAAAAUAAUUCAAUAAAUUUAAAUUGUGAUCAGAAUUAGAUUUUUAUUACUAAGAAUCUAUUGGAAUGCUGAGCUAUAAGCACAAGUAAAUCUUUGUAUAAAACUCAAAAUUCAGCUGACAAUAAAUAUGAAUACCUAUUUUGUAUCUUUAUUAGAACUAAUGUGAUUUGAUAUUCAAUGUUCUGAUUAAAAACCAAUUCAAUUUGUAAUCUUCAACAAUACUCGUUUCCCACGUGACCAAAUUGUUUUCAUUUGACUAAAAGUGACAUUAUAAACUUCAGUAGGAAUCUUAUAACAAUGUCACUGAAGUAUUUGACAGAACUGACACGAAAAUAACGCCCAUUUUCAUUUUACCAGAUCACGUGGGAUACGGAUAUCGUUGAAGACUCUGUAUAUGUUCAUAUUCAAAGUUGUAAGUACCUAUUGUAAUUUCUAUUUUAGUAGUCUUGUCAUAAUGCUCUCCCUAAAUGACAGGUUGCAAGAUCCAUCAAUCAGCUGUCAUUUUUUAUUUAUGUACCUAGUCAUUUCAUGACUAAUAUUUUUUUAAACAUAUUUUUUCAGUUUUUUUUUAUUAAAAACAAAUUAAUGUGGUAUUUUUUAAUUCUUGUACAGAUAAUUUGGUUACAAUUAGUAUGUAAUUUUUAGUAAAUAAAAUAG